AUGACUCACAACGCGUGUCACAAUAUUGACGGACGUUGCCUUCCUCCUCAGCAACUCCACGCAAGUCAUGGUCACCCCACUCGGCAAGGUAGCUCGUCUACAUCCACCCACCAGCACCCAUACAGCAACCCCGCCUUGCUCCCUCCUGGUGUGAUUCACCAACUUCCUGGUUUCCAGACAUACCACUACACCCCACAAGCAGUGAUGGAAAACAAUGUACCCACAAAUGCGUUGUCUGGAGCUCCGGUAGUCCGCUCUGUGGAAUACCUUCCUCGUCAACCAGAAUACUCGAGCAGAUCACUGCUCACUGAACCACCCCUCACCUUCGCAGUGAGGGGAAUACCCGGUCCCUACUUGCACCAACUUUCGGCUGGCAAGGUGGUUGUUGAUAAUCCCCAUGAGCCUAUACUUAUCAACAAAUGGCUUGGCAGGACUCAGAUGACAUUCGAUUUUCCUGGGCUCCGGACACGCCCGAUUUGGAGAGUCGACAUCGUUGUAGGUCCAGAGAAGCGUCCUAUAACUCGUCAAGAGUUUGGGAUGGAAGUCGCGUCUCGGAUCAUGAUGGCUAUUGGCGAGGCGAGGAUAGAGCCGCAGGGUCAGACAAGAGGAAAGUACGCUCAGAAUCUCUCUCCUGGAGAGGAGAAAUGGCGUCUCGACAAGAUUAAGUACCACCACCUGAGGUUGAUCUCAAUGAACUAUUACGGGAAGUACUGGGUCCCGGUACUAGCAAUUGACAAGUAGAUGUAUGUAUAAUAUAACGGACAUUUAGUACCCUAGACAACCCCAGCUUUCGAUUACGAGUACUCAUUCGGCACCGAAUUCCUCUAGUAUUUGCCGUAUUUGAGUCGCGAUAGACUGGAUUGUCAGUCUAUGUAACCUUCCACUGUCAAAAGGAUGUUUGUACUUCAAUCAGGGGAACGUGCUCAUGGACUACGAUAUAACUUGGGCAAGCUGCACGUAUCGUCAGGCAGGGAAAAGUUUGAGACUUCGUUGUCAUUGUCUGAAUAUAGUACCUGCCCUUCUGUUCAUCCCGGAAUCAAUAGUGAGACCGUAGCUCUGUCAUUAGUACCAAAGCACGAAGUCCAAUCUAUCCAGCACGACUACAAAAGCAAGGAUCGAUGGCGCAUAUCAACUUGACUUUCUCUUUCUUCGUCUAUUAUUCGAGUCAGACCAUCACGAAGAUUCGAGAUGAAAGUGACGAACGAGUCCGAGUCCCACGUACAGGGAAAAUGUAUUGGCAUGAUACUAGACAAAGUUCAACAAGAAUGAAUCAGGGUAUGAUAUUGAAGGGUACAGAAGAAUUGCUUGAUCAUUGCGGGUCGGGCUAACAUAGACAUGGUUCGCCGAUUGAGUGGAAAAGGUGGGGACCGAAGGGUGAUGAUGGAUGUCGGAGGAAAAGAGAAAAUGCUG
Molecule: messenger RNA, 1410 nt
Organism: Marasmius oreades (fairy-ring Marasmius)
Lineage: Eukaryota; Fungi; Basidiomycota; Agaricomycetes; Agaricales; Marasmiaceae
Exons: 3
Coding region: 1-741 (246 amino acids)
Source: RefSeq, a predicted model, not a curated record